AUGACCUCACGCCUUUUUCAGCCAAACCAUUUUGUACCUGUUGUUGUUGUUGUUGUUGUUGUUGUUGUUGUAACAGAUGAUGUAGCAACAAAGAAAGAAACAAAUAAGAACAAACUACUUGCUAAGAGGCCUUCUGCUGAGUGGAGCAUAUCAUCUUUCGUUAAACCUGCCAAGGUAGACAAUGUUGAAAGUUCAGGAUUAAAAAGAAAAAAGGUGGAAAGUGAAACACCAACUACAGCCAAAAAGACAAGCCGAAAGUUUCUUCCUCACUGGAAAGGUGACUUCCCCUGGAUUGUGUAUGAUGACAAGAAAGGUGUAAUCCUGUGAUAGUAUUGCCAGCAAUUUGGUCCAACCACCACAGGAAAAUCGGGGGUGUCUUGAAAACAAAGACCCCUAAGAUCUCCUAAGAUUAGGGUUAGGAAACUGAGUUAAUCAACUUUCAGGUCAGUUUACCUAGUAUAAUGACUUAAAUGGAACCUGAUUCGCUCAGUUUCCCUACCAUAAUAAAUAAAGUUCAGAGUUAUUUGGUGAGGGGUCGUAUAAGGUCUUACCAAAAAUCGCACUGCAAAUUUUUCAAACAAGAAACUAUGAAAAGACACAGCAAAAGCUUCACACACAUCAGGUCUUGUGAUUCAUUUAUGGCCAAACGGAAGGAAGAACUUCCCUGUAAAAAACUCCCCAAACUUCUAAAUCUGCAAAGAAAGAAUGGCUUUCAAAUAGGGGAGAUGUAUUCAACUGAUAGGAAGUACACAGAAAUAGUUUCUACCAUCAGUAAGGUUUACCAAAACAAGUUAGCUAAGACUGUCAACAAAAAUUUUAAGUACAUGUGUAUUUUGAUUGAUGGUGGGGAGGAUGCAGGAGGCGUGAAUGAGACAAUCCAAUGUAGAUUAGUGGAGUAUGGUCAGCUGGUAAAUCAUCUUGUGGGCCAUAAAUCAAUCUAGCAUGCACAUGCCGGAGGUCAGUAUUUGUGAAGCCUAUGUUUUGGUAUUUGUAUUUGAAAUAAAAUGACAGAGUAAAGGAUAAGUGAGACUUAAUGGAAAUCCCAUUUAUCAGUUUUUGAAACACAACAUUUGAAAAGCUCUGGGAAACGUAAAAAUUUUCCCACAGUUUUCUACCUUAUAUUUGCAAGUUAUAGAAUUGCACAAUUAUACUUAAGGUAAUCUACACUUUACAGUGUAUCAGACAAGUCGAGUUGAAAUUAUAACUUUAUGUGCAUUGAGUCUUAUUUCGAUUAGGAUGCUCAUGACUAAAAAGCAGCAAGUAUGUGGAAGGAAGGCAGUCGAGUACCCCAAGAUAAGCUCACAUUAUCACCUCGUAUCUUUCUCCACUUUGGAAGUUAUUGCAACAAUUAAAAAUUCCUUAGAAAUGCUGGGCAUCUCAAACUGUGAAAGCAAGUUGAUUGGAUUUGGCACAGAUGGCACCUCAGUAAACAUGGGUAAAAAAGCAGGUGUAUCAGCCAAAUUAAAAGAAGACACCCCUUGGCCGAUUGACAUCCGCUGCCCACCUGACCAUUUGGAAUUAGCCAUGUUAGAGCUUCAGAGAUCCUAUGCCACAGUAAAAAGGUGUUCAUCACCUUAAACCGCAUAUGGAAGACAUGCCACAUUAGUCCGAGGAGCACCAGAGAACUUAAAGCUCUUGCCGACACCAUGGGCAUUGGUGUGUUGAAACCUGGCUAGGUCAAAGGCACAAGGUGGCUUCCCCAUGUUGGCCAUGCCUUGAAAUGUCUCAUUAAACCACCAAAAGGAGAUCCUAAAAAAGAUCCUGGCCAAGACGCUGUAGUCUUAAAGCAUAUGGAGCAUCUAGCAUCAACUUCCCAAAAUGCAGAAAUAAAAGGGCGGGUGAGGUAUAUAGCUGCAGCGAUGAAAGAGAUUGACUUUCUGGCCUUCUGA
Messenger RNA from Porites lobata, 1889 nucleotides. The record is from the annotation of a GenBank genome assembly. NCBI's taxonomy places the organism in Eukaryota, Metazoa, Cnidaria, Anthozoa, Scleractinia, Poritidae.